This is a messenger RNA of Protopolystoma xenopodis, 366 nucleotides long. NCBI's taxonomy places the organism in Eukaryota, Metazoa, Platyhelminthes, Monogenea, Polystomatidea, Polystomatidae. The record is from the annotation of a GenBank genome assembly.
AUGCCGGCAACCGACCUGUUCUGCAUGCGGCACUUGGACGUUAAAACUUGCUUGUUAAGACCGUCUACACACCGCAGACAUUUCAGCAGCUUGCAUCAUUCGCGGCUUUGGUUUGUCGGUACCAACACCGGUUUGCCCAGAGAGGCGUGCAAUCACCAUGGCCUAUGUUCGGCCGAUUCAAAUCAGCUCAACUCGACCAAACAACUUCAUCGGCAAUUGCCUCCGCCCCUUCCUCCCGAUCUACCACCUCUCUUUCUCUCCCCCAUUCACUCAUCCACUCUUCCACUCAUCCACCCAUCCAGCCAUCCUUCCAUCUCAUCCUCUUGCACAGCCUGUCCAUCGACACAACUCGCCUCGUUCGGUUGA